GGAGCUCACCGGAUGCUCUGAUAUAUACACUCUGGUGUGUUACACAGUUUUUAUUCCGUCUCACGUUGAACUCUGUCAGAUGUGUGUGAUCCAGCAGGGAGAAAAGACGCACAACUCAAAACUCAACUAUGUUGGGUAAGAGAUCGUUAUUAGCAGCUCUGCUCGCUGUGGUUGUUGGAGUUUACCUGCUGCCUUCUCCCAUUGACCCCAAACCACACGUACUGAAGGGCCCUCCUCCGCUCCUCGAGGGGCCGCUGGCUGUCAACACCCGGCUGCAGACGGGCCGCAGGCUGUUCACUGGGAAACUACACGGACCAGAAUCCUUCACUGCGGAUGAGGAAGGUAACGUGUACACAGGGACGGUGGACGGGAAGCUGUGGAGGAUCGGUCCUGACGACAGCCUCACCCUCAUCACACACAUGGGACAGGAUCUACCAGAAUGCGGCAGCAGUACAGACUAUGAGCCCGUGUGCGGUCGUCCUCACGGCGUUCGUCUGGAUCGUCGCGGUCAGCUGAUAGUUGCCGACUCGUACUUUGGGCUGCACAGCGUCGACCCCAAAACUGGAGAGAAGACUCUGCUGCUCGCUAAUUCACAAGGUGCUGAUGGCGUUCCCUUUGCCUUCCUGAACGGUCUGGAGAUUUCCCCUCAGACUGGGAUCAUUUAUUUCACCGACUCGUCCAGUCGCUGGGGACGCAGACACGUCAAACUGGAGGUGAUCGAGCUGAACAGCCUCGGCCGUCUCCUCUCCUACGAUCCAGAGACAGGAAGUGUGAAGGUCCUGUUGGACUCUCUCUACAUGCCCAACGGCAUCGCCCUGUCGCCUGACGAACACUUCCUGUUGCUGGCGGAGACGAGCAUCGGACGUGUGCUGAGAUUUUGGCUGAAGGGCCCGAAGGCCGGCACCAAGGAGAUCCUCCUGGACAACAUGAUCGGUUACCCAGACAACAUACGCCUUAGCGACCACGGAACAUUCCUGGUUGGCAUAACAACGACACGGUUCCGUAAGGUCACGCCUCCCUUCCUGGACAUGAUCGCCCCGUACCCGGCCGUCAAACGCUUCCUGGCCAAGGUGAUCCCUCUGAGCUGGUACAGCCUGCUGCUGCCGCGUUACGCUCUGGUCCUGGAGCUGGGAUCUGACGGCGAGAUCGUGGGAACGCUGCACGACCCCGAAGGCCGGCUGACGUGGGCCAUCAGCGACGUGUUCCAGCACCGAGGGAGGACCUACCUGGGCAGCACCGACAUGCCGUUCCUGCCCGUCCUGGAGGGAGGGGACAGCUGAUGAUGGACUGAACUGAACGUAGGGUUGUUCAUUUUUUAAAUUUUUGAACAGUUUAAGCUUCUGAUCGAGCAGCUUCCAGGAAUUUUUGUGGUGCUUCAGGAUUUUUAAAUUUUCAGGGUUUUUAGUCGGCGUUCACCUCCGGAGCGAGGAGUGGGUGUUACAUAGAUAUAAACUUCCAUCUGCUCAAACAAAGUGAUGAAAAUGCCGAUAUUUUAAGUUUCCCAGAAAUGGUGAGCUGAAACCACAAUAUAUAGUAUACCGCAAAUAAUGUACAAUUAAAUCAGAGAAAUUAGAUCAUGUAAAGGAGUAAUCCACCGAUUUGUCAUCGCACUGGACGUCUGCAGACGAGCAGCAGAAGAAACACUGGAUCCAUCAACCGUCUUUCCAACCGGAA
Messenger RNA from Sebastes umbrosus (honeycomb rockfish), 1674 nucleotides. RefSeq lists its product as uncharacterized. Gene Ontology annotation, biological process: biosynthetic process. The transcript is spliced from 9 exons. NCBI's taxonomy places the organism in Eukaryota, Metazoa, Chordata, Actinopteri, Perciformes, Sebastidae. Bases 129 to 1280 code for a protein of 383 amino acids. Gene Ontology annotation, molecular function: strictosidine synthase activity. The record is from RefSeq and is a predicted model, not a curated record.